Molecule: messenger RNA, 1592 nt
Organism: Perognathus longimembris pacificus (Pacific pocket mouse)
Lineage: Eukaryota; Metazoa; Chordata; Mammalia; Rodentia; Heteromyidae
Gene: Hoxb8
Product: homeobox B8
Exons: 2
Coding region: 365-1096 (243 amino acids)
Biological process (GO): regulation of transcription by RNA polymerase II
Cellular component (GO): nucleus
Molecular function (GO): RNA polymerase II transcription regulatory region sequence-specific DNA binding; DNA-binding transcription factor activity, RNA polymerase II-specific
Source: RefSeq, a predicted model, not a curated record
UUUUUGGGGGGUGGGGGUGGGGGGGAGGGCGAGCGAGCCGCGGCUGCCAUGCAGGCUUAAGACUUUCGGAGCCUUCUGUCCUUUUCUAUUCCUGGAAAUCACAAAAAGUGUGGUGGCUUCGAGAUCUUCUUUGCCUUUUCUUUUCUUUUUUUUUUUCUUUUCCUUUUUCCCCCCUUCCUCCUCCUCCCUUUCCCCUCUCCUUUCCUGGCGAGGGAGACAAGGAGCCGGCGAAUCGCGUUUUUUUUUCUCUCUCUCUCUCUCCCCUCUCUCUCUCUCUCCCUCCCUUUCCCCCUCCCCACCCCCUCCCCAACAGCCCCCAACUACAGCCUCCGCCACCGCCGCCGCCGCCUCAAAAUUCAAUAAAAUGAGCUCUUAUUUCGUCAACUCACUGUUCUCCAAAUACAAAACCGGGGAGUCCCUGCGCCCCAAUUAUUAUGACUGCGGCUUCGCCCAGGACCUGGGCGGCCGACCCACCGUCGUGUACGGUCCCAGCAGCGGCGGCAGCUUCCAGCACCCGUCCCAAAUUCAGGAGUUCUACCACGGGCCAUCGUCGCUGUCCACGGCUCCCUACCAGCAGAACCCGUGCGCCGUGGCGUGCCACGGGGACCCGGGCAACUUCUACGGCUACGACCCGCUGCAGCGCCAGAGCCUGUUCGGAGCGCAGGAUCCAGACCUGGUGCAGUACGCAGACUGCAAGCUCGCCGCCGCCAGCGGCCUGGGCGAGGAGGCCGAGGGCUCCGAACAGAGCCCGUCGCCCACCCAGCUCUUCCCCUGGAUGCGCCCGCAAGCAGCCGCCGGACGCAGGCGAGGCCGACAGACCUACAGCCGCUACCAGACCCUGGAGCUGGAGAAGGAGUUCCUAUUCAAUCCCUAUCUGACUCGCAAGCGGCGGAUCGAGGUGUCGCACGCGCUGGGACUGACAGAGAGACAGGUCAAAAUCUGGUUCCAGAACCGGAGGAUGAAGUGGAAAAAAGAAAACAACAAAGACAAGUUCCCCAGCAGCAAAUGCGAGCAGGAGGAGCUGGAGAAACAGAAGCUGGAGCGGGCCCCCGAGGCGGCGGACGAGGGCGACGCGCAGAAGGGUGACAAGAAGUAGGGGGUCUCCAGCUGGGACUGCCAAGGUCGGGGCUGCCCGCCACGUCCGCGGAUCCCCGCGAUCACGCCGCCGCCGCUGCCGCCGCCCGCCCGCCCGUCCACCCGCCCGCCCCCCGCCUCGGAGAGCUCUGGUCCCGCGAGCGGGGCCCGGAGCUGGGCCUCCCACCGCAGCGUCCCCCGCCGCGCCAGUCCCCGCUAGUGGUAGUUUCUCGUAAUAGCUUCUGUGUGUGAGCUACCGUGGAUCUCCUUUCCUUCUCUUGGGGGCCGGGGGGGGGGGAGGAUUUGAAGCAAGGACUCCCUCGACCUGAGAGGGUAGGGGGGGGGCCUUGGCCCGGCUGAGCCCCCGCCCCGCCCUGUGUAAAAAGCCUCCUUGUGCAAUGGUUCUUUUUCGGGUUGUUUUAUUUUUUUUUUGUUUUCGUUUUUCCUUUGAAACGUGCUUCUUUGUAACGACCGAGGUACCGAUUUCUGCUAAGUUCUCCCAACAACAUGAAACUGCC